CCACCGGUGCCUGUGCCCUGUGCCUGCCCGCUCAAGUGGGGCAAGGACCAGGCCAGAUCGCCACCUGCCAGCAUGCAGUCCUCUCUGGGGGGCUUGCAGAGGUGCUUCUGGACCGUGCUCCUCCUCCUCGCCCUGGCUAUGCUCCUGCUGGCUGGCAUCAUGCACGUGGACGUCGGGCUGCUCAUGCCCCAACUCGGGGACCAGGCUGAUGGGCCUCCCGUCACCAACGUCAUGUUUCUUAAGACGCACAAGACGGCCAGCAGCACGGUGCUCAACAUCCUCUUCCGCUUCGCCGAGACGCACAACCUGUCGGCGGCGCUGCCCGCCGGCGGCCGCUUCCACCUCGGUUACCCCUGGCUCUUCUUGGCGCGCUACGUGGAGGGCGCAGAGCAGGGCGGGCCCGGGCGGCGCUUCAACAUCAUGUGCAAUCACCUGAGGUUCAACCCGCCAGAGGUGCAGAAAGUCAUGCACAACGACACCUUCUACUUUUCCAUCCUCAGAAACCCUGUUUUCCAGCUGGAGUCCUCCUUCGUCUACUACAAGAGCCACGUCCCCGCCUUCAGGAACGUCUCCAGCCUGGAUGCCUUCUUGGCCUCGCCGUGGACCUACUACAACCAGAGCUUGGGCCUGAGCAACGCCCACGCCCGGAACAGCAUGUGGUUCGACCUGGGUUUCGACAAUGACGCGCCGCCCGAGGAGGGCUACGUGCGCGCGCGCCUGCUCGACGUGGAGCAGCGCUUUCAGCUGCUGCUCAUUGCCGAGCAUUUCGACGAGUCCAUGGUGCUGCUCCGGCGCCUGCUGCGCUGGCGGCUGGACGACGUGGUGGCCUUCAGGCUCAACUCGCGCAGCCAGCACAGUGUCACCACCUUGUCGCCCGCAGGCCAGGAGCGCGCCAAGCACUGGUGCGCCCUGGACUGGCGCCUCUACCAGCACUUCAACCGCACCUUCUGGGCCCGGCUGCGCGCAGAGCUGAGCCCGCGGCGUCUGCGCUCCGAGGUGGCUCAGCUGCGCGAGCGGCGGCGCGAGCUGGCCGCCCUGUGUCUGCAGGACAGCGAGCCCAAGAACCAGUCGCAGAUCACCGAUUUCCGACUGUGCCCCUACCAGUCGGGCAGGGCCGACAUCCUGGGCUACAACCUCAGGCCGGGCCUGGACAACCAGACGCUGCAGAUGUGUCAGCGGAUGGUUAUGCCUGAGCUCCAGUACAUGGCCCACCUGUACACCCUGCAGUUCCCCGACAAACCCCCCAAGAACAUCGCCUUCCUGGGGGCCUAGAGGGAUGGCACCGGGGACUCUGGCUGGGCCCUCUCCUGUUGUCUCUGGAAAGCCCUAGGUGCUGUCUCAGGCUCCGAGGGGUCUUCUGGGGGCACCUGGGGUACCCAGGCCCUGCCAGACCACCAGUCCUCAGGGUGAAGACACCAGUGAAGAGACCACCUGUGAUCCAUCCUCUCGGAGGUGACCUCUCCACUGAGGACCCGAAAUAUAGGACACCCGCGCACCUGGACUGAGGAUGUGAGCCUGCUCAUCAGAUUCAUCAGAUAGAAGCGUCUUAUGAGGUGGGAAAGUGAGGGAUCUUCCAUCAGAAGAAAGGAAUCUGGAGCUCAGAGUGGCUCUCCUACUUUGCCAGCCAUGGGGACAUGGCCCUGGUCCCUGAGACACUGUCAGCACCCCACACUCUGGAGGUGGGCUUGGGGACCUGGGUUUGAAAGGGUCUGGAAUGCUCAGUUUCCUAUCUUUGGCUGUAUGAGCCUUAUUUUCAACUGAAGAACUAACGGUUUUGGAUUGAGAAAUGUUACAACUGCUUACAAGGCAAAUGAUUUAGCCGGAGCACAUGUUGAAGGCCUGUGCUGCAGCUCUGAGCUGCAACAAACCGCCCCCAAAAGAUGCGUGGAGGAGGAGACCUGCCGGAGAGCUGGGAGGGGACUGCUGUACCCUUGGUUGCCGUGAAGACGGCACUGGAUGAAGCCCGAGGAGGGUGGCUUCCAGGCCCCCCUUCUUGUGGUUUGUGUGGAGGGAGUGAGGAUGCCUGCCUGGCAGAACAUGAUCCCUGGCUGCUUGGGGGCCCAGUGGUUAGUGGGGUGCACACACCCAGAACCAUGUGCCCUAUGCCUGAGAAAAGUGGGCUACCUGGAACACCCAAGAAACAGAGCUGCUUUUUCACACUCAGCUGAGACGCUCAGCCUGGCCUGUCUGUCUGGCUCUGGGGUCCCCUUUCUUCCACGUGGGGCCCUCAGCCCUGAGGACCCCGGCACCUGCUCAGGUGCUCCUGGGUCCAGACAUGUCCACACUUUUCAGGGGAAUCAGCACUUCAAAGAGAAGGGGAACUCUCACCCUCAGAACAGGCAGCAGCUCACUUGGACACAAUUUAAUGGAGAGACUUUAUGAAGAAUGAAUUUUCAGUAAGAAUAUGGGAUAUACUGCAGCAAAUUUGAGAAUAAAUGACAAUAUUUAGAAACAGAAAAAAAUGAACAGAGUCCAUGCAGGAUGGACCAGAUAUCCAGGUCGGCAGGAGACCCCCCCCACCCUCCCCCGCCCCCUGGGAGGUUCCUCCAUCCUCCACCCAGAGGAAAAUGCAAAGAGGGAAAUUGCAAGGGAGAGAGGAGACAGGGAAUCAGAUCCCAGAUGAGCCAACCUGACAGGAGUCCGGGAGGGGUGUAUGGGCCAUGGAUGAGAGUCGAUAGCCAAACGAAGAAUGGGGAAAUGACCCUGAUUUAAAGAAAGCCUCGAGCUUCCCUGGUGGUCCAGUGGUAAAACCUGCCAAUUUAGGAGAUGCAGGUUCGAUCCCUGACCCAGGAGGGUCCCACAUGCCACAGGACAACUAAACCCGGGCACUACAACUACCGAGCCUGUGCUCUAGAGUGUGGGGGCUGCAACGACAGAGCUUCCGAGCCCCGGCCACUAAAGCCUGCAGGUCCCCACACCUGUGCUCUGCAACCAGCAGAGCCACUGCGAUGGGAAACCCGUGCACUGCAAUUAGAGAGUAGCUCCUGCGGCAGUGAAGACCCAGCACAGACAAACAUAAAUAAAUAAUAAAUAAAAAUAGACAUUAAAAAAGAUCCAGUGCAGCCAAAAUUAAAUAAACUAAAAUAAAAAUAAAGACUCAAAUCCUAUCACUGCCCUGAGCCUCAGGUGAAUCUGCCAACCGCCAGAGAAAACACAAUGCCUGCUCAGCUGAUGUGAAGAAGCGAGGGGAUCCAGGAUGAGCAGGAAGCGUGGAGGCCUCUUUAUACCGAGCGAGCGGGCUGUCUCUGCCAGCCGGUGUCAGACCGUCACUGCUGCCCACAGGGCUGGGACCGUGCAAGUGGGCUGUUCUCAGCUGCAUGGUAACCAAGAGCGCGAAACUGCCAUGGAGAUUCAGUGGCGGUUACUCUGGUCUUUGAGGUUGGCAGGAGCGUCAACCAGCACUGUCUUUUUGGAGGGAAAAUUGGGGAUAUUUAUCACAAGGUAAAGUGCAUGUGGUUCGUAACAGACAACUUUGAAAACAAUCUGUCUGCUUGUCUGUCCAGAAGAGUGUUUAACGUGCAGAGUCCGAUGCGGCCAAUAAAGCUGGAGGCCCGGACUCUGUGGGUCUCCUUUCUGGA
Messenger RNA from Bubalus bubalis (water buffalo), 3578 nucleotides. It is a transcript of the gene GAL3ST2, whose product is annotated as galactose-3-O-sulfotransferase 2. The record is from RefSeq and is a predicted model, not a curated record. Lineage: Eukaryota; Metazoa; Chordata; Mammalia; Artiodactyla; Bovidae. The coding region runs from base 73 to 1272 and encodes 399 amino acids. Gene Ontology annotation, cellular component: membrane. The transcript is spliced from 4 exons. Gene Ontology annotation, biological process: glycoprotein biosynthetic process; glycolipid biosynthetic process. Gene Ontology annotation, molecular function: galactosylceramide sulfotransferase activity.